Ilex paraguariensis (yerba mate) is the source of this 261-nucleotide messenger RNA. NCBI's taxonomy places the organism in Eukaryota, Viridiplantae, Streptophyta, Magnoliopsida, Aquifoliales, Aquifoliaceae. The record is from the annotation of a GenBank genome assembly.
AUGGGGGAAACCAUGGCAAGGGAGAAGAGAGGCCAGAUCACGGGCAUGGAUGACGGCACUAGUGGAGGGAGCAAGGCGGCACUGGGCAAGGGCAAUUGGGCGACGCCAGUGGAACGGACUUGGGUCGCAUGGAAGGCGACCAUAGGCCCAGAUGGCGUCGGAAAGCCAUGUGGUGGGAGACUGGUCGGUGGCGCCCCAGCAAGAGGUUCGAAUGACACCUUGAGCGACAUCCUGGCUUCUAGCGGCUCCAUGGCUGUGUGA